This is a messenger RNA of Prorocentrum cordatum, 252 nucleotides long. Lineage: Eukaryota; Dinophyceae; Prorocentrales; Prorocentraceae. The record is from the annotation of a GenBank genome assembly.
GCCCAGAAGUUUGAUAAGCUUUGGCAGGCCUCCAAGACGCCAGAGUUGCCCGAACAAGUUGGGUGCAUUCAGCCCCUCGAUGUUGUGCCGCCACCGGAGAUGAGGGCAGUAUCGCAUCGGUAUAAGCUCACGUCCGCGACCUCCGUGGACGGCUUCCACAUGCGCCACUUCAGCAGCAUCGCUGAUCAAGGUUUGCUGGCCUUGAUGUCUUUAUAUGCUGUCAUGGAGGCGACCUCCAUCCUGCCGAAUCAG